AUGGUUUCCGGGUUUCUGUUUGGGUAUGACACUGGUGUUGUUUCAGGAUCAAUGCUUUUAAUACAACCGUUUUUUCACCUCAGUAUGUUGUGGGCCCAGGUUAUAGUCAGUGCUACAGUCGGGACAGCAGCUCUUACAUCGUCUGUGGCCGAAUUCGUGGCUGAUUUUGUAGGACGAAAAGUAAUUAUUGGCACUGCAGCUGUAUUAUUUACUACAGGGGCUAUCGUGAUGGGUGAAGCUGAAACUAUUCUUGUAAUAAUAGUAGGUAGAGUAAUAGUUGGAUUUGCUAUGGGGUUGAGUACUGUAGUAGUUGUUUUAUAUGUUAAAGAAUCAGCGCUAGCCACUAGAUUAAAAUGGUUAUUAGGAUGGUUACAAUUGAUGUAUACCAUUGGCAAUAUGGUAUCGAACUUUCUCACUAUGGUGUUACAUUACCUUGGUGAUAAAAUGGUUUGGCAAUAUCUACUUGGUUUUGGAGCCAUACCAUCAAUACUACAAUUUAUAGCUAUCAUAUUAUUACCAGAAUCACCUAGGUGGCUAAUGGAAUGUGAUGAUGCUGAGGGGACUAGGGAGAGUUUAAUAUUAUUACGUGGUACAGACCAGAUAGGGGACGAGUUAGAAGCUAUCAGAUUAGACGUCGAAGAAGAAAGAAAUGAAUUGGAUAAAGGUAUGAGGCUUUCUAAACCACCUAUAAUUCGAAUACUGUUAAAACCUAAAGUUCGGCAGUCAGCUAUGAAUGUUUCCUUUUUACAUUUAUUUCAACAGUUAUCUGGCAUCAGCUGCAUCAUAUUAUAUGGAGGGAGUAUGAUAUUACUAUCUGGCUUACCCACCAAUCUAUCUCUGAUAUUAUUAAACAUACCCAAUGUUCUUUAUGUUGUUGCAACUUAUCUAUCAAAUAAAUUUGAACCAAUGAAAGAUGACCGGAGACAACUCUUGGUGUCCAGCUUCAUAGGUAAGAUUGUUUUGAUUCGAUUUGUACAUUUCGAAUCGACAGUUAUAUGUGGUUCAGAGCAAAAAGAUUCAUUUCUGAGCAGAUCAAUGUGUUUCUCUUUCAGGACAUGUGCAAUGUGUACUUAUACUGAAUUUUGUGGUUUUUGUUAUACUAAUUGGUGGGAUGGUUCCUGCUUACCCACAGAUUUAAAUAACUCUUAUAAAUCUGUUGUUGGCCGCUGCAAUCAUUCGCAUACAGCCAAUCCUUAUUAUAAAUUUAUACACAGUGAGUGUCCCAGUGAUUUUGGGUGGUUUGUUGUUGUUGGUAUGGUGGUUUUUGUCUUGGCAUAUGCACCAGGUUUAGGUCAAAUAACACAAAGAGAGAAUUCACAGAGAUGCCCAGUUUGGGCGAGGAAAACUUCCAAUUCUAUAGCACGGUCAAUAAACUGGGGUGCCAAUCUUAUUAUAUCAAUGACAUUCUUACUGCUGAUGGUGGCAAUGACCAAAUAUGGAACAUGUUGGAUGUUUACUGGGCUAUGUUUAAUAGGAGUGAUAUACACAGCUAUCUUGCUACCGGACGAGUAA
Lottia gigantea (owl limpet) is the source of this 1512-nucleotide messenger RNA. RefSeq lists its product as hypothetical. The record is from RefSeq and is a predicted model, not a curated record. Gene Ontology annotation, biological process: transmembrane transport. The coding region runs from base 1 to 1512 and encodes 503 amino acids. The transcript is spliced from 9 exons. Gene Ontology annotation, cellular component: membrane. Lineage: Eukaryota; Metazoa; Mollusca; Gastropoda; Lottiidae. Gene Ontology annotation, molecular function: myo-inositol:proton symporter activity.